This is a messenger RNA of Suillus clintonianus, 2387 nucleotides long. RefSeq lists its product as uncharacterized. Gene Ontology annotation, molecular function: protein binding. The record is from RefSeq and is a predicted model, not a curated record. Lineage: Eukaryota; Fungi; Basidiomycota; Agaricomycetes; Boletales; Suillaceae. The transcript is spliced from 11 exons. The coding region runs from base 328 to 2190 and encodes 620 amino acids.
AUUCCAUAAGUGGCAGGUGGCAGGCCAGAGUCUGAUUAGUCAGCGAGAUGCUGUUUAAGCUAAAGUUAACAAAGGGCACGCGUUAAUGAUAAUCAGCACCAUAUAAUCAUGCAGCGCGUAUUCCAUGCUUUCUCCCCAGUACUUAAACAUUCCCCACCCUACACAGAUUAGCACUGAACUCCCCCUUGUCUUCUUGACAAGUUCGCUAUCCUUGUUCGGCAUUACGCCCUGCCCUGAGUCCUAUCCCGAGGAGGCCCUGUCCCCCGGCGGUCUACGGCCCUGCGACACCCUUGUCCAUGACGUCCCAAAAGCCACUUCACUUACUUAAUGAAGAGACCCAAAUAUGAAGAUGCCCGAGGCUCCGAAUCCCUAGCAGAAGCUCAGGACAUGAAGCCUGCCAGGCCGAGGGCCAGGAAAGGAGGGCUUUCCCUUUUACCUACCAUUAGCUUAGAUGUUCUUUUCGAAAUUUUCGGGUUCCUGAAACCGCUUGACCUCCUCAGUCUAGCUCGUACCUCCAAACCAUUUCGGAAUUUACUCAUGCGAAAAUCGAACGCCUUCAUUUGGAGAGCCUCGCGGUCUCUUGUCCCGAACCUGCCCGACUGUCCUGCAGAUUUAAGUGAGCCACAGUAUGCUUGCCUUGCAUUUGAUCCACACUGUCACAAUUGUCGCGGAAUUGGUUUCAACGUCAUCUGGCAAUUUCGAGUAAAAUAUUGUGGGCCGUGUCUGAGAAUUCACACAAAUAUGGAAGCAGCAUAUUCGAAACCUCUCCUCACUCGACUCUGUCCAAACAUUGAACUUCUCCCAACAUAUACAUUCCGGGACUUGCGCUUACGGUUCACGGAUAUGAUCCAAACCUCGCAGUACGAGGCUCUCAGACUUCGGCUCAACGGCUCAAACUGCGAUGAGCAAGCACUUGUCGUCGAAGAAACAAAGAAGGCCGUGCGUGCUAUUCGCGAGCACGCUGAUGCAUGCAAAGCAUGGCUCUCUGAAGUCAACAGGGCCCGAUCUGACGAGUUACACCAGAUACGAGAGGGGCGAAAACGAGUUAUCAGGGAGUGGUUGGAAACAGAAGGGUGGAAACCUGAGAUUGAUUAUCAUACUUGGUGGAAAAUAUCCAAACAUCGUGCCAUCAAAGAUUCACGACCUCUUACUGCUCGAAUUUGGAGCCGCGUCCGCCCAAUUCUGACGGCAUAUAUGUCGGAAAUGCGAACCAUCCACAUGGAAGAAACACUCUAUAAUUCUCGACGCAGGAUUCUUCUCCAGGCAUGGAUCGAUUUCUUGGGUGAACCUGCAUCAUUUCCGAACACUGAUGUUGACGUACUACCUCAUGUCGCUGAUGUUGCACGGUUCAAACCUUUCGAUGACAUCAUCAAAUUACCUGCCCACGUCGUAGUAGAGCGUGAUACCUUUUUACCGGCUUUUGUUGCUCUUCCUAACCUUGUGAGGAACUGGCGGAGACAGGUCGAUCAACAGCUCGCUGCCAUCAUCACGAAUGGAUAUCCAAAGGAUUACGCGCCAGCUGGAGACAUCCGCCAACUUGCAACCAGCGUCUUUGUCUGCAACGCAUGCGAACAGCUCUUCUUCUGGAUCGAUGCUGUUGCGCACAACUGCAGUCUUGAUUUUCCAAGGGGUUCAAGCAAAGAAAGGAAUGAUUCUUUUAAGGAACAAGUGGCCCGCAUCGCGUAUUAUUCGCUCGGUUCUUCUCCAUGGUCUCCGAAAUUCAGGUCCUCCACGGUACUCGCCAUUCAUGUCAUUCGCAGUUGCUGUCAGGAUCCUCGGACCGCUACGCUUGCACAUAUGGACAACACAAGUGCCCCGUUUUACUGCUUCGCAUGCCAUCCCGAUGGCAAGACUGUCAUGCAUUGGAGGAAGGGUCUGGAACACAACCAUUUACACAACAAUCGAGAUAAAGCUUCUGAAGUUGGCAAGACACGACUGCAAUCGCAGCUCCUAUCUGGGAGACCGCCAAGAACAUAUAGGUGCCUUCUAUGUCGACGAAGUGUAGGCGCUGGCAGGCUUCUGCGAAGCAUGACUUGCCACAUCGAGGAACAGCAUGGCAUAGGCAUUUUAAGUGUCCAAGAAGGAGUUCAUUAUGUGAAGGAGAUAGAUUCUAUCCCAGAUCCUGUUACACUGUCAUGGGACAGCGGACCUGUUGUGACGACCUGGUCUGAGCAAGAUCCUUACUUGUGAUGUGUGCUAUGUACUAUUCCGGGUUACAGCAGAUGCCCACAUCAUAUGUCCAAAUUACCGAAAUACAUACUAUGUAACAGUGACAAUCUGACCCCUCCCAUCUUUGAGUAUGACCAACUCACACUCGAUUUUGUCCCCAGUAUCAAGACAGAUGACCUCGGUAGGAUCUAUGGAUGAAGUCUUUAUUUGGCGUUUCU